AUGAGAUGGACAGUCCUGAUUUUAGGGUACUUUUUGGUUAAAGUUAUGGUGCAACUGUGUAAGGCAGAUGGAGAACCCGGACAGCAGCUCGAGGGUUUCAUAAUGCUAUCGGGAUCCAACGGGUCCAGGGAGGAGGAGAACGGUUUUUCUGAAAGUCCACACACAGAGGACAAAUGUCGCGGAUACUAUGAUGUGAUGGGCCAAUGGGAUCCACCGUUCGUUUGCAAAACGGGCAAUUAUUUGUAUUGUUGCGGCACCUGUGGCUUCCGAUUCUGCUGCGCUUACAAAAACUCCCGUUUGGAUCAAAGCACUUGUAAAAAUUAUGACACCCCUGUGUGGAUGUUGACAGGACAAACUCCAUAUAAGAAAAAUGACCCCAGGCACGAUCCAACCAAGGAUAAGACAAACUUAAUUGUGUACAUAAUAUGUGGAGUUGUGGCGAUCAUGGCACUUGUCGGGAUAUUUACAAAACUUGGGUUAGAAAAGGCACAUCGACCCCAAAGAGAAAACAUGUCUCGAGCGGUAGCAAGUGUGAUGCAAGGCACCCGUCCGGGUGAACACGAGGAGGCCAUUGGAAUGCAUACACAGCACUAUGACACCAUGCAAGCGAGGGCGAACAAUCUCCAGGGAGGACAGAUAAACAACAUUGGCCCCACCUUGACCCAACCACACCCAUACCCAGCGCUCAGCCAGCUGGCCCAUGUGUAUGAGCAACAACAGCCCGGGAAAGAGCUCAACAAAUAUGCUUCACUCAAGGCCGUGGCUGAAAAAGCCAAUGGCGACUUCUACAGCAAGAGACGUCACUUGUCAGAUUUGGCAGCUAAAGGCAACCUGCCGCUUCAUCCAAUGAGGGUGGAGCUUGAACCCACUGCUUCCUACAUCACAGAGACGCCCUGCCCCAAGCAGAACGGACAAAAACCCAAGACCGGAAAGGGCCCGGCCCCCUACAACUCCAAUACCAUAGCCACUCCCGGCAUGCUCCAGGGCUGGAACGGCACAGAGACGGUGGGGCGGCGUAAGAACUACGGCCCUAAGAAACCUUGUACAGUGGAGCAAGUGCACGAGCUUCAUACUACUCGCAGUCAUCACUAUCUUCCCACACAACCCUACUUUGUAACCAACAGCAAGACUGAGGUGACUGUCUGA
Messenger RNA from Chanos chanos (milkfish), 1146 nucleotides. It is a transcript of the gene shisa9a, whose product is annotated as shisa family member 9a. Gene Ontology annotation, cellular component: AMPA glutamate receptor complex; postsynaptic membrane; dendritic spine membrane. Gene Ontology annotation, biological process: regulation of short-term neuronal synaptic plasticity; regulation of AMPA receptor activity. NCBI's taxonomy places the organism in Eukaryota, Metazoa, Chordata, Actinopteri, Gonorynchiformes, Chanidae. The record is from RefSeq and is a predicted model, not a curated record. The coding region runs from base 1 to 1146 and encodes 381 amino acids. The transcript is spliced from 4 exons.